UCAAACCCUAAACCUUAAACCUCUCUCUUUCCCUGCUGAGUCUCUCUUCCACGGUAUACAAAGAGACGCGGCCAUAACCACAUAAGGUUGGAACUUAGCAUAAUCAGAAAAUGCAGUCCAACGAAGUUUCCACUUCCAUGGAUGUUGAAGGAGUUCCACCUGAGACAAGUUCUAAAUCUGGAUCUUUGCUGCCAAAGCCACUGUUUGAGCCUUUGACGGCUCAUGAGAUGUCUGAUGGCCGAGUUCAGUUUCGAAAGGUCAAUGUUCCACCGCAUCGGUAUUCACCUCUCAAGAAAGCUUGGAUGGAAAUCUACACUCCAAUAUAUGACCAGAUGAAGAUUGACGUCCGAAUGAAUCUCAAGGCUCGUAGGGUUGAAUUAAAGACCAGAUCUGACACGCCCGACGUUAGCAACCUACAGAAGUGUGCAGAUUUUGUCCAUGCAUUCAUGCUAGGUUUUGAUGUCAUAGAUGCCAUUGCCCUUUUGCGUUUGGAUGAGCUCUAUGUAGAAUCUUUCGAGGUUAAGGAUGUUAAAACGCUUCGAGGAGAGCACUUGUCUCGUGCCGUAGGAAGACUGUCCGGUAAGGGUGGUAAAACGAAGUUUACAAUUGAAAAUGCUACAAAGACAAGGAUCGUGAUUGCUGACACCAAGAUUCACAUAUUAGGGUCCUAUAGGAACAUUAGAGUCGCAAGGGAUUCUCUUUGCAGCCUUAUUUUAGGGUCCCCUGCCGGGAAAGUAUACUCAAAACUAAGAUCAGUUUCUGCUAGACUGGCAGAAGAUUUUUGAAAAUGUUUGAUCCUUCAUAUUUGUGAUUCUGUGGAACGCUCUCCUGAGUUAUGGAUUUUCGGUACUUCAUUAUAGUAUGCUGCGCAUGAUUGUAAUUUGGUAUCAAUUUUUUAUGAUAUGAUGUUUUGUGUCGA
This is a messenger RNA of Corylus avellana, 919 nucleotides long. Its product is annotated as RNA-binding KH domain-containing protein. The record is from RefSeq and is a predicted model, not a curated record. Gene Ontology annotation, molecular function: RNA binding. Gene Ontology annotation, cellular component: nucleus. Lineage: Eukaryota; Viridiplantae; Streptophyta; Magnoliopsida; Fagales; Betulaceae.